Molecule: messenger RNA, 665 nt
Organism: Pelobates fuscus (common spadefoot toad)
Lineage: Eukaryota; Metazoa; Chordata; Amphibia; Anura; Pelobatidae
Product: dispanin subfamily A member 2b-like
Exons: 2
Coding region: 70-474 (134 amino acids)
Cellular component (GO): plasma membrane
Source: RefSeq, a predicted model, not a curated record
CAGGCAGAGACCUCAUCAUUCGUACACAGCACUCCCAAUUAUCCCUUCCUAACAGAGAUCGCCUGAGGGAUGCAGCCUAAUACAUACUACAGUGGGGGUCCCCCUUCCUAUGAAUGUCAGGAUCAAGGUCCACUAGGGGACGAGAGCAAGAGGAUUCAGAACGUGAUCAGUCCACCACUACAGUCCACUGUGGUGACUGUAACACACAAUAUUUCUCCUGUACAAGAUCAUGUGGUGUGGUCCACCUUUAAUAUGGCGUAUAUGAAUUUUUGCUGUCUGGGAUUGAUAGCCCUUGUGUUUUCUGUCAAGUCAAGGGAUCGGAAGAUGGUGGGCGACAUGAAUGGCGCCGUAUCGUAUGGUGGCACAGCGCGUUCUCUCAACAUCGCUGCGACCGUGCUCAGCAUUCUACUGAUCUUUAUCGCAAUCAUUCUGGUUGUAACCGGGGUGAUAAGGAGUAGCUAUGGGGUACAUUGAAUGAGAUCCCUGUGAAUGAAUGUGACCCUCUAUGUGCAGCCCGUUACCCAUAAUAUGAUACUGUAUUAUUUAUAUGUAUUGAGAUAACUAUCCAAUUUGUUCGAAUGGAUAGAGACACAUACUUUGCCUCCAGUUAUGCCAAUAUAUUUCCUUAUUAUGUUCUUGCAAUAUUAAAGUAUUAAAACAUCUCA